UAAAAUAAACUAUUUGACGACAACAACAAACAGCAGCAAAGAGAGAGAGAAAAAAAAAUAUUAAGCUAGGAGCGAAUACAACGGAUUACAAAAUGUGGGAAUCUAAUGCAUGGCUGUUAUUGAUCAUUCUUUCAUACACAACGACGGUAGUUUUUAUAGAAGCACACCAGUUCAGAGGACAGGGAAUUAGAGAUGCCUUGUCCGAGUUUGACAUUCUCUCGGGCGUGCCAAUUGAGGAAGGGGUCGAAUUUGUCGAUGGCUCCGACGGUUUUCCCGCCUUCAAGUUACUCCAACAUGCCAACGUCAAGUCACCAUAUCGUCUCAUUCUGCCGGAAAAACUCCACGAGUUCGCAGUGAUGGCGAGCAUUCGACCGGAGUCACGUACCGGCGGCUACAUCUUCAGUGUCGUCAAUCCGCUCGACACAAUUGUCCAGCUGGGCAUCCACACGACGCAACCAACAUCGAACGACCGAUGGAACAUUAGUUUAGUCUACACAGAUGCAGCGCACCACACCACGAGUCAGACAUUGGCGACAUUCGAGGCACCUUUCACCAAAAAAUGGACGAAAAUUUCGUUCAAAGUUUUGAGUACAAAAGUGGUUUUCUAUCACAAUUGCAUCGAAAUGGACACGGCAAUGGUGCGGAAGCAUCCAAGCGAAUUGGUUUUCGAUUCGGCAUCCACGCUCUAUUUGGGACAAGCAGGAUCUCUGCUCGGUGGACGGUUUGAGGGCUCAUUUCAAUUUUUAAAAUUGUACGGAUAUCCCGAUGUCGUAUCAACGUUAUGCAACAACACGGCUCUCGACGCGAACGAGUUUGAUUUAGAAGGGAGUGCCGACUUUGAGGGCAGUGGUGCUAACGAUCCAGAAAGUGGUGAAUGGGAUAUCGACGAUGAACCUCCGCCAUUUUUACCGCCACCAGGAAAAAGCUAUGGCAAAGGCGAAAAGGGUGAACGUGGACCAAAGGGACCCGCUGGGGAUUCCAUUCGAGGACCACCUGGACCUCCAGGCCCGCCAGGACCAAUUGGCCCGCCGGGACCUCCUGGAGUGCCAGGGCAGAAUGCCUCGUCAUCGGGAUGGGAAGGGAAAUUUUUGUACGACGAAAAAUUGCCAUCAGGAGGUUUGGGAUGGGGACAAUGCGGCUGCAACGCCACCAAUAUCCUUGAUUUAAUCGAAAAAGAUAACCAGCUGAGGGAAAUUCUGCGUGGACCACCAGGACUGCCGGGAAAGGAAGGAAAAUCAGGGAUUCCAGGGACGACGGGCGCGCCUGGAAUACCCGGUGAACGCGGGGCCAUGGGCCCAAAAGGUGAUAAAGGUGAUAUUGGAGAUAUAGGCCCUCGUGGCCCUGAAGGAAUGCAAGGAAGCAAAGGGGAUCCCGGUGUGGAUGGAAUACCUGGAGUACCAGGUCCACAAGGUCCACCCGGUUCCUCGAGCUUCUCAGAAUCGUACGAUACUAGCUGGAAUCCAACGAGGACGUUCAAGGAAUCGAUUAUACCAUCACAAGUGUUGCGAGGCGGUGGUAAUAGUCCCGGUCCCAAAGGUGACAGAGGAGACAAAGGUGAAAUGGGACAUCCUGGUGAAAGGGGAUAUCAAGGCAGCAAAGGUGACAGAGGAGAUAGAGGCUUGAUGGGAGUGAAAGGAGAAAAGGGUCACACGGGCGUUAAUGGCAUGCCAGGACAAAAAGGAGAACAAGGAAUGCCUGGUGUCAAUGGAAUUGCAGGACCUCAAGGUGAACGAGGUUUGAAGGGAGAAAAGGGAAAUUACGGUGAAGCUGGUCCAAUGGGACCUCCUGGCCCACCAGGACAGACAGUUUUCCAAACAGUUGAUGGCAAAUUCAAUCACAGUUGUAUGUGUACGCCAGGACCUCCAGGACCACCUGGAGCACGAGGGCCUCCUGGAUUUGAUGGACUUCCUGGAUCACCCGGAGAAGCAGGAAUGAUGGGAAUGGUUGGACCUCCCGGCCUACCUGGAGAACGCGGUGAAAAAGGCGUUCGAGGACUCCAAGGUCCCAAAGGUGACAGUGGAUCUGGCCUAGGUGGAUCCAUCGUUCAUGGUAACGGAAACGGUUUGGAUUAUAUUAAGGGUGAUAAGGGAGACAAAGGAAUGCGCGGCAGAAGAGGUCGCACUGGACCACCAGGGCCUGUUGGUCCUCCUGGAAAGGGAAAUGACCUUGGUAGUUUAACCGGAUGGGCGGGACGACCAGGACCGCCAGGUAUGAAAGGCGAUCAAGGACAAAAGGGACAGAAAGGCGAGUCUGUUGUCAUUUCUGGGGCAUCAAAAGGAGAGAAAGGUGAUCCGGGACGCGAUGGCGUCAAUGGAAUUCCAGGACCUCCAGGUCCUCCCGGUCCGCCAGGCCUAUCAAUCCAAGGACAAAAGGGCGAGCCCGGAGUCGAAGCAAGAAUACCACAUUACGAAAACAGAGGAGAAUUUAGAACUGGAAGCUUUGAUGAAUUACGAUAUCUUAAUAGGCAUCAUAGUCAUGGUAGGCACCUAAGUAGAGCACAUGCUGAGACGGGCACCUUGACUUUCGGCAGCCGAGAAGCAUUAUUAAAGUCGACCACAUUGACGACUGUCGGUACGUUUGCGUAUUUGAUUGAUGAAGAAGCCGUGCUGGUUCGUGUGAAAGGUGGUUGGAAGUAUAUUAUGCUUGGCACGUUUGUCUCGCUUGCUCCGCAACCUGCUCCAGCAACUGCCGCUCCCGAGUAUGCGUCCAACCUCUUGAACAAUAUUCCACAACCCGUAGAUGGACCAUCGUUCCUUACCAUUAACAAUGCAGAAUAUAAAUCGUGGAGUCCUGAAAUGUUGCGGAUGGCAGCGUUAAAUGAGCCACAAACUGGAAAUAUGAAGGGAAUUAGUGGAAUUGAUUACGCUUGCUACAGACAAGCGCGACGUGCUGGCUUGCUUGGCACGUUCAAAGCCUUCCUCUCGUCGAAAGUUCAAAAUCUCGAGACCAUUGUGCAGGCGUCCGAUCGACAUCUUCCCGUUGUAAAUACCCGCGGCGAUAUUUUGUUCCACUCGUGGAAAAGUAUAUUCAACGGAAACGGCGGUCUGUUUACACAAACACCGCGACUCUACAGUUUUAAUGGAAAGAACGUGCUAACGGAUCCGUUAUGGCAACAAAAAACCCUCUGGCACGGCUCCACGCAAUACGGCAUCCGUGUCGAGAGCACCUUCUGCGACAAUUGGCAGUCAUCAGCGCGUGACACCUUCGGCUUAGCCAGCAACCUCCAAACCAAUCAUCUAGUGGAACAACUAGAAUAUUCAUGUGAUAAUCGUUUUAUCGUACUUUGCAUAGAAGUUGUCUCAAAAUCCAGCCGAAGCAAACGGAGUAUAGACAGCCACGAGUUAACGGAAGCCGAGUACACGCAACAUCUGAAAGAGCUUCAGCAGUAAAGUCAGAAACUUAAUCAUGAUUAAAUCUCCGACAUUUUUUGUUAUUUCUAUACAUAUCGUGGAAAUAUCGGAUAAAUGUGAAUUCUGUAUUCUUGUAUACUACUCAAAAAAAACUCAUCAUAUCGCUCAACAAAAUAUCAUUUUUUAUACAAACAACUUUUUUAUCGUAUCAAAGAGAAUAUUAAACCGAUAUAUUUGACAACAACAACAACAACACCCAGUGGAAUUGGUAGAAAUGCAUAUCUCUAGUCGUUAAUUUGAUCCAUUUUAUGAUUAAAAUAUUUUGCCAUAUUUCGCACAUUUUUAAGAUUUUUGUUCUGUAAAUAUUUAAAAAAAAUUUAAUAAAAAAAUAAUUGAAAUUAAAACUGAUCGUUAUAAAAAAAAUUAUAUAGCAAAAAAAAAAUGUUAAUGUUAAUGAAUAAAUGUAAUCAUUGUUAGCGCUGUGUAAAAUUAAG
Messenger RNA from Culicoides brevitarsis, 3844 nucleotides. It is a transcript of the gene Mp, whose product is annotated as collagen alpha-1(XVIII) chain. Gene Ontology annotation, biological process: extracellular matrix organization. Gene Ontology annotation, cellular component: basement membrane. Gene Ontology annotation, molecular function: extracellular matrix structural constituent conferring tensile strength. The record is from RefSeq and is a predicted model, not a curated record. Lineage: Eukaryota; Metazoa; Arthropoda; Insecta; Diptera; Ceratopogonidae. The coding region runs from base 93 to 3389 and encodes 1098 amino acids. The transcript is spliced from 36 exons.